Rhizophagus irregularis DAOM 181602=DAOM 197198 is the source of this 1776-nucleotide messenger RNA. Its product is annotated as 6-phosphogluconate dehydrogenase decarboxylating. Gene Ontology annotation, biological process: pentose-phosphate shunt; pentose-phosphate shunt, oxidative branch. Gene Ontology annotation, molecular function: phosphogluconate dehydrogenase (decarboxylating) activity; NADP binding. NCBI's taxonomy places the organism in Eukaryota, Fungi, Glomeromycota, Glomeromycetes, Glomerales, Glomeraceae. The record is from RefSeq and is a predicted model, not a curated record. Gene Ontology annotation, cellular component: cytosol.
UUUGAAUAAAUUUGGACUGAUAAAAACCUCUCCGCUGGUUUUUUCUUGCAUCAAAAAAUUUUUUUUCAAAUCAUUUAUCUAGUUCUAAAAUUACCUUUUAUUCUUUAUUUUUUAACAUAAAAUAAAUAUGAGUACACCAACUGGAGACUUCGGUCUUAUUGGCCUUGCCGUUAUGGGCCAAAAUCUUAUCCUUAACAUUAAUGAUCAUGGCUAUACAGUAGUUGCUUAUAACAGAACUGUAUCUAAGGUGGAACACUUCUUGGCUAAUGAAGCAAAAGGCACUAAAAUUAUUGGUGCUAGUUCUAUUGAAGAUCUUGUUUGCAAAUUGAAAAAACCACGAAAGAUUAUGCUUUUGGUUAAAGCUGGAUCCGCUGUUGAUGAUUUUAUUGAACAAAUCAUUCCUCAUCUUGAUCAGGGUGACAUAAUCAUUGAUGGUGGUAACUCUCAUUUCCCAGAUUCAAUUCGUCGAAGCAAAUAUUUGGAAGAAAAAGGUUUCUUGUUUAUUGGAUGUGGUGUAUCUGGUGGUGAAGAUGGUGCACGUUAUGGCCCUUCUCUUAUGCCUGGAGGUUCUAAAGCUGCAUGGGAACAUGUAAAACCGAUCUUCCAAUCCAUUGCUGCAAAAGUUGGUAAAGAACCAUGUUGCGAUUGGGUUGGUGAAACUGGCGCUGGGCAUUAUGUUAAAAUGGUCCACAAUGGUAUUGAAUAUGGUGACAUGCAACUUAUUUGUGAAGCAUAUCAUUUAAUGAAAGAAGGACUUUGCUUUGACCAUGAUAAGAUUGGUGAUGUUUUCGAAUUUUGGAACAAAGGUGAAUUGGACUCCUUCUUGAUUGAUAUUACUAAAGAUAUUGUGAGAUUUAAAGAUGAUGAUGGUUCUCCCUUAGUUGAAAAAAUUAAAGAUACUGCUGGUCAAAAAGGUACUGGUAAAUGGACUGCCAUAUCAUCACUUGACCUUGGAGUUCCAGUUACAUUGAUUGGUGAAGCUGUUUACUCUCGUACACUUUCAUCUUUAAAAGAUGAACGUGUUCGUGCAAGCAAAAUCUUGCCAGGACCAAAAAAUAAGAAAUUUGAAGGAGACAAAGACUUGUUUGUUAAACAAUUGGGUCAAGCUUUAUAUGCUUCAAAAUUGAUUUCCUAUGCUCAAGGUUUUAUGUUAAUGCGUGAAGCUGCUAAGGAUCAUAAUUGGGAUUUGAAUAAUGCUGGUAUCGCUUUAAUGUGGCGUGGAGGAUGUAUUAUACGAAGUGCUUUUCUUGGUGAUAUUAAGAAUGCUUAUACCAAGAACCCGAAACUUGAAAAUUUACUUUUUGACCCAUUCUUCAAGAAAGCUGUUGAUGAUGCUCAAGAUUCUUGGCGUCAAGUUGUAGCACAAGCAGCUAUUCUUGGUAUUCCAACUCCAGCAUUAUCAACUGCUUUAUCUUUUUAUGAUGGUUAUAGACAUGAAAGAUUACCAGCUAAUCUUUUGCAGGCUCAAAGAGAUUACUUUGGUGCCCAUACUUUCAGAUAUCUUGAUGAAUAUACUGACGAUAAACAUCCGAAAGAUACUGACGUUCAUGUUAAUUGGACUGGUCAUGGUGGAAAUGUAAGUUCAUCAGCAUAUUUAGCUUAAAUUGUAUUAAAAAAAAAUGCAAUAUUUAUGAUAAGAAAGAUGAAAAUUUGCUUAAGAGAUAAUGUAUGUAAAUAAGCAACAUAUUUUGAUGUAAAACAGUUCAUAUCAAUUUGUCAAUAUUUCUUUGUAUAUGAUAUUUAAAUAUAAAUAAAUUAAAUUUUUGAAUAAAUAAA